Leptonychotes weddellii (Weddell seal) is the source of this 4033-nucleotide messenger RNA. Lineage: Eukaryota; Metazoa; Chordata; Mammalia; Carnivora; Phocidae. The record is from RefSeq and is a predicted model, not a curated record.
GCGCCUCUAUAAACAUAGCUUUAUAAGCCCUUGUUAAUUCUUUCUGAAUGCAUUGUCUGCUUCUUAAAUUGCAAAGUAGUCAGUGAAAUUCAUGAUAAAAGUUUGAAUGUGAGGCAGAAUCUUUGGAUUUUUGUAAAACAUUUUCAGUAGCAUACGAACAUGUAUGUGGUGGUAGUUAGAGAUUGCUUAUUAUUUUUCCUAAAAGAUAUCCCUGUAGAGAGUUUCUUAAAAUUUGGAAUAUUAAAUAGGUUAAAAGUAAAGUCAUCCGUAAUCUUAUUAAACUUUUUUGUAUAGUGUCAGAAGUUGAAAGUUUCCCCACUUCUGUUAAUAGCUUGUUAGUAUCCUUCUUGACUUGAUGUUUGUAUGAAUGUAUCUAUAUAUACAUGUGCACAUAAUUUCUAUUUUUGCUUAAUAACAAACAACAAAAACAAAACUCUACACACUGGUGACUAACUUGCUUUUUUUCACAUGUCAUUGGACCAUUUUCCAGGUCAGUACAUCUAGACCUCUCACAUUCAUUUUAAUGGCUGCAUACUCUAUUAUGGAUGUACUGUAUUUCUACAACCGGUCCCCUAUUGACAGACAUACGGUUGUGUCUGAUUUUUUUGCUAGCAUUGUAAUAGGUUAGAGGCUGUAAUGAAUGGUAAGGAAGUAGGCAGCAUUACUACUUUAAAGAAAAAAGUAGAGAAGAAACUUCCUUUGCCAUAGUCACUUACUAAAUGAAAUUUAAUAAAAACACUGUCAAAAGUUGAGAGGACCAAAAUUGAUACUUUUUCUCUGAUCUUUUUGCCAUGUGUAUAUCUGAAUUCUUUGUUUUUAAAGAAGAAACAGCAUUGAAGCAUUAUUUGGGGGGAAAAACACACACACAAAAUCCAGCAACUCAGCAUUCAUGAGCAACUCUAUACUAUACCAGUAUGUGCCUGUGCAGUGGAAGGAAAACAAUUUUGGAAAUAUAUCCUGGACAGUUCCAACCAUCUCUCUGUCACAAAUUCAUAGCCUUGUCAGAUAAAGAAGGAAAACUACUUCGGAACUAUACUCAGAACAUAGAUACACUGGAACAGGUUGCAGGAAUCCAAAGGAUAAUUCAGUGUCAUGGUUCCUUUGCAACAGCAUCUUGCUUGAUUUGUAAAUACAAAGUAGACUGUGAAGCUGUACGAGGAGAUAUUUUUAAUCAGGUGGUUCCUCGUUGUCCUAGGUGCCCAGCUGAUGAGCCACUUGCUAUCAUGAAACCAGAGAUUGUCUUUUUUGGUGAAAAUUUACCAGAGCAGUUUCAUAGAGCCAUGAAAUAUGACAAAGAUGAAGUUGAUCUCCUCAUUGUUAUUGGGUCUUCCCUGAAAGUAAGACCAGUAGCACUAAUUCCAAGUUCCAUACCCCAUGAAGUGCCUCAGAUAUUAAUAAAUAGAGAACCUUUGCCUCAUCUGCAUUUUGAUGUAGAGCUUCUUGGAGACUGUGAUGUUAUAAUAAAUGAAUUAUGUCAUAGGUUAGGUGGUGAAUAUGCCAAACUUUGCUGCAACCCUGUAAAGCUUUCAGAAAUUACUGAAAAACCUCCACGAACACAAAAAGAGUUGGCUCAUUUGUCAGAUUUGCCACCCACGCCUCUUAAUAUUUCAGAAGACUCAAGUUCACCAGAAAGAACUUCACCACCAGAUUCUUCAGCGAUUGUUACACUUUUAGACCAAGCAACUAGGAGUAAUGUUGAUGAUCCUGGUGUGUCCGAAUCAAAAGAUUGUAUGGAAGAAAAAUCACAGGAAGGACAGAAUUCUACUAGGAACAUUGAAAGUGUUACUGAACAGUUGGAAAGUCCAGAUUUGAAGAACGUUGGCUCUAACACUGGGGAAAAAAAUGAAAGAACUUCAGUUGCUGACACGGUGAGGAAGUGCUGGCCACCUAGACUUGCAAAGGAGCAGAUUAGCAAACGGCUUGAUGGUAACCAGUAUCUGUUUAUACCACCAAAUCGUUAUAUUUUCCAUGGCGCUGAGGUAUAUUCGGACUCUGAAGAUGACGUCUUAUCCUCUAGUUCUUGUGGCAGUAACAGUGAUAGUGGAACAUGCCAGAGUCCAAGUUUAGAAGAACACUUGGAGGAUGAAAGUGAGAUUGAAGAAUUUUACAAUGGUUUGGAAGAUGAAGCUGAUGUUAAUGAGAGAGCUGGAGGAACUGGAUUUGGAAUUGGUGGAGGUGAUCAAGAGGCAGUCAGUGAAGCUAUAUGCAUGAAACAGGAAGGAACAGACAUUAACUAUCCAUCAAACAAAUCAUAAUGUAAUAAUUGUCCAGGUACAGGAAUUGUUCCACCAGCAUUAGGAACUUUAGCAUGUGAAAAUGAAUGUUUACUUGUGAAUUCAACAGAGCAAGGAAACCAGAAAGGUGUAAUAUUUAUAGACUGGUAAAAUAGAUUUUUUCUCCAUGGGUAAUUUUUAACUUCUUAUUUCUGUACUUGUACACUCAACACUAACUUUUUUUAAAAGAAGGGUACUAAGUAUCUUUAAUCACCUAUUGGUCAGAACUUUUCUUUUAAAGGUUCAUUUGUAUGAUACAUCCAUAUGUAUAUAUAAUUUUGUUCUUGCCUAGUGCAUUUCAACAUUUUAAAGUUUUCAAAAGCCAUUGGAAUGUUAAUGUAAAGGGAACAGCUUAUCUAGACCAAAGAAUGGUAUUUUCACACUUUUCUUUGUAACAUUGAAUGGUUUGAACUCCUUAAAUGUCUGUUCUGCUAAAACUUUUGAUUAUUAGCACAAUUACCUAUUUUUAAACACUGGCAUUUUCCAAAACUUGUGGCAGCUAACUUUUUAAAAAUCACAUGGCAUGCAGUGUGUAGAAGGAAGUCAACAAUAUGUGGGAGAGCACUCAGUUGUCUUUGCUUUUUAAAGUAAGACUUGGUGCUAAGAGUUUCAGGAAUCUUGUAUUGCUGAAAUGAAGAUGGCUUUUGUACUUCCUGUGGACAUGUAGUAAUGUCUAUAUUGGCUCCUUUAUAAAACUAACCUGAAAAAAAUAAAUGCUUUGGACAUGUUUCAAUUGCUUUAGAAACAGUAGUGCCUGUCUGGGUACCCUUAGUUUCAAGAAUAUUUGCCCUUGUUGUUUAAAUACCUAUCACUGUGGUAGAGCUCGCAUCGAUUCUUUCCCACAAGUAUUAAACUGCCAAGAUGUGAAUAUGCAAAGCCUUUAUGAACCUGUAAUAAUGGUACUUCAUCUGGGGAGAGUGUAAUAUUUUGGACCGCUGCUUUUCUUUUCCAUUAAUGAGGAGAGCAACAGGCCCCUGAUUAUGGUUCCAAAGUACUAAGAUGUUAAUUAUAACUCAGUAAGUACAUGUCUCCUGUUGGGAGGAUUUGGUGUAAUAGACACCAAACUGCUAGCCUUGUAUUAUGGAGAUGAACAUGAUGUAACUUGCAGUAGCAGAAUAGUUAAUGAAUGAAAUUAGUUCCUAUAACAUCUUUAUUUAAAAGCUUAGCCUGCCUUAAAACUAGAGAUCAAACUUUUUCAGCUGCAGAAGCUUCUUAGCCUUUCAAAAAAAAGUUCAUACUUUAUAAAAUUGCACAGAGCAAUUUAUUUACCAGACCUUUACCCCACAUUACUCCCAAAUUAUAAAGUAUUCCUAUGUUGCUUUAGUAUUUAUUACAAUUUUUAAAAAGGGUUUGAAAUAUAGCUGUUCUUUAAGCAUAAAAUACCCAGCUAGGACCAUUACUACCAGAGAGAAAAGUUUUAUUGAACGGCCACUUCCCUACCUAAAAGAUGUUUCAAUCUGAAUUUAUUUGGCUACACUAAAGAAUGCAGUGUAUUUAGUUUUCCAUUUGCAUGAUGUGUGUUUGUGCUAUAGAUGAUAUUUUAAAUUGAAAAAUUUGUUUUAAAUUAUUUUUUACAGUGAAGACUGUUUUCAGCUUUUUAUAUUGUACAUAGUCUUUUAUGUAAUCUACUGGCAUAUGUUUUGUAGACUGUUUAAUGACUGGAUAUCUUCCUCCAACUUUUGAAAUACAAAACCAGUGUUUUAUACUUGUACACUGUUUUAAAGUCUAUUAAAAUUGUCAUUUGACUUUUUUCUGUUAAA